Messenger RNA from Theileria equi strain WA, 1068 nucleotides. RefSeq lists its product as hypothetical. The transcript has a single exon. The record is from RefSeq and is a predicted model, not a curated record. NCBI's taxonomy places the organism in Eukaryota, Apicomplexa, Aconoidasida, Piroplasmida, Theileriidae. Bases 1 to 1068 code for a protein of 355 amino acids.
AUGAAUGCCAGGGAGGUGGUCAUUGACUUUGGCAAGUAUCCAGCGAGUAACGAGGUUAAACCUGGCCAUAGAAACACGUACUAUUAUGACGACAAUGAACAUGGCGGUGAAAGGGUGUACAUAACCUUUGACAUGCACCCUUCAGAGUGUCCUGGGUACAAGAAGCUCACCUAUAAGCCACAGAGAUUUGGCACAAAAAUAGUCGGAAUUUCAUACGGUGCUGGACCCUUGGGGGAAUUUCAAAACUCUCUUGAAUUUUGCGAGACUGUUGCUGUCUACUACUGGUCAGGGGACAUGACCUAUCGCACCCCUUUAAUCGUCCAACUGACAUCUGGUUAUUCAUCCGUUUAUUUUGUAGCCUCCGAGGGCGGGGAGGCUGAUUGGACGAUACUCUUUAGUUCUCAGAUAUCCGUAAACCUCCUCAUCUGGCUCGAUAGUGAAAACUGUAGAUGGAACGGAGCCCACAUUAUAGACAUUUCAAAGAUUUACGAGGAGAGCUACAACUGUUACUCUUGCCAUCGACAAGUUUUGGGAGUGACAACUUUGAGCGGGCAAAAGGGCUAUAGAAAAGUCGUCCACAGACUUACCGGUGGUUGUGUUGGCAGGAUAAAGAACGGGGCAAAGCAUGUUACCGAUAUCAUGGUCUCGGAGGGGACGCCAACUGUCGAAGUCUACUGGUAUCCCAGCAGACUUGGUUUGCCGGUAGUUGUCUAUUUGCCAGUUCCCCUUACCGAAUACUAUGAGGAAGAGACAUCAGAGAGUAGUAUUUGGUACAGAAAGCUUCCCGGAAACAGAUGGACUAGAAUGGAGAAUUACAGUCCCGCGAUUAACGAACCGGAAUCUUUCGUUCAGUUACUCAAGAAAAUAUACGAGGAGACUACACCCAGUCAUUUACGUUUCUAUUAUGAGGAUACAGGAAAUAAACCUGUAAAGACAGCUCCUUCUAGAGAGAUUAUUAUCGGAAUUGCACUUUUAAACUUGGUUGGAUUAACCUUCAUUUGCUUUUUAUUUCGCAAGUUUUCUCCUCAAAUACGACGUUUUAUUCUAAAGGGGUACACUCUUUUGUAG